Lecanosticta acicola is the source of this 2742-nucleotide messenger RNA. The record is from the annotation of a GenBank genome assembly. Lineage: Eukaryota; Fungi; Ascomycota; Dothideomycetes; Mycosphaerellales; Mycosphaerellaceae.
AUGGCGUUCCAGCAGCAGGCUGGAUUGGGCAAUGGCGGCGCAGGAACAGGAGUCGAGCAUCAUGGCCCGCAGGGGACCGAAUACACGCUGCAAGGUCAGUGAUGGACAUAGCCACGGUUGCCGGGGCUGCUGUGGCGGAUCAAGCUGGAGCCACGGCAUAUGAGAGCUGACACGAAGAAAUAGGAGUCAUGCGCUUCCUGCAGAUCGAAUGGCACAAUCACGAGCGAGCGCGGAACGCCUGGGACAUCGAGCGAGCCGAGAUGAAAGCCAAGAUCGCGAAGCAAGAGGGAGAAUGUAGACAUGCGAAGCGGAUAAAUGAGCAGCUGGACCGGCAAGUGCGAAUGCUCGAAAUGGCACUCAAGAAUGAGCGGGCCAAAAGUCAUGGCGCAAACGGCACGGCAGCUACCUCGGAGGCCAAAGCUGCUGAGACAGAGGCGCACAAGGAUACCAAAUUCAAGACGAAGGCUGUGGAAGAGGGCAAUAAUGGUGAGAAGGCAAAGCGUGCGCAUGCAUCUUGCAGUAGAUGUUUGGGACUGGAAGGAUUGCUGACCUCGGGUGUAGCUUCAUAUGUCCCCCACAAUUCUUUUCUAGACACCGCAGAAGCGCAAGAAACCAGCGAGAAGGAACGAGAACAGUACCUGGACAACACAACAAAGUACUUGAAGAACUGCAUGAAGGAGAUCCAAUACCUCCUUACGCCCCCGCAACAUCCACCGCCUCCCCAGAUUCUACCCAAUGGCCAUCUUACUGGACUUCCGGAGCCUCCUCUUUCCGUGGAAGAUGUAUAUGCUCGGCAUCCCCAGCGAAACGGUCGGCAGUCUGGUCAGGUCCUACCUCAGCAACAGGCUGUGCCAAAUCACCAACCCCCUCCUGUACCUGCUCCAAUGCAAUCCAUGUCCCAGCGUCAGGAGGAAUCACGCGGCCUGGGCUACCCGGAAUAUCAUUCAAACUCCACCGCACCCUCUUCAGAGAUAAUGCAGCCGACGAUACAGCAUGCUGCAGCUCCAUACGAGGAGCACGUCGAGAACAUCACGCAUACUUACGAUAAUCGGGGACGAGCUGUGCAGGAGCCGGACAGCCAACUGCGCGGAGCUCGACAACAGGCUGACACGGAUGGAUGGACUUUUGAAGAAGAAACGCCCCCACAAUUGCAGCCUCCUGAGAACCCACCUCCAGACGUUCCUCCGCCCAGGCGGCCGGACACGGAUUUGUUCCCUGCCGCCGCAAACGCGUCUCAACUGUCCACCAAAUCCCCGCCCCGUGCCGCUGGCCUGCACGGUAGGCGAACGAGCUCAGGCUCGCAAAACAUGAUGAAGCGUCGGAAGAGCUCGCAAGGCAAGAACGAGAUUCAAGAUGCCGCUGCAGCUGCCAUGCUGGAUGAUCCAUCUCAGUUCAAGGUCAAAUUUGCACUGCGUGGACAUCUGGACGUAGUCCGCAGCGUCAUUUUCAGUGGUGGAGGUAGUCCGAGCGAGCCAGAAGUCUGCACAGCCGGAGACGACGGAACCAUCAAAAGAUGGAUUGUUCCUGCCACGUACCAAAGCUUCAAUCCUGGCAACAACAACCCGGACCUAGACAUUCAGGCAUCUUUCACACACCGAGGCCAUGACGGAAUCGUAACAUCCCUCGCUGCGCCACCGCCAAGCACUGGCUUCUCCACUGGAGGGCGGGCUACUGGCGAUGGUUGGAUAUUUUCAGGCGGUCAAGAUGCCACGGUACGAGUUUGGGAGCGCGGCCGCGUUGAUCCAAAGGCGACGCUGGAGGGACAUACCGAUGCAGUUUGGGCGGUCUGCGUACUCCCAGCAUCUGUUGGCGUGGUCUUCGGGCCGCAGAGCAGCAACUUCGGCGGACCUGAUCGACUUCUGUUGGUGUCGGGAUCUGCCGACAAAAGCGUGAAGGUCUGGGCUGUUAGCGCUCCUCCUCAGAGUGCGUCACCGUCUACUAACAGUAGACGCGGCGUUGGAGGAAGUCGAAGGCACAGCGUUACGAGCGGCAGCAACCACCCGACGAGUCCUCAACCGAGCGUCGCAAGCCCUACACCUUUCAGCUACACACUGGUACACACCAUCACCCGGUCUGAAGACAGUGAUGCGAGGCCGACGAGUAUCUGCCCCUUAUCUCCCACUGGCGACACUUUCGUCGUCAGUUACACGGACUCAUCUGUCCUCAUUUUCGAUACACGAACAGGAGAAGAGAUUAUCGGCAUGGCCAGCAACGAAACGUAUGAUGGAACGACGAACACGAGUAUAAACAGUAUUGUAGCAACUACUUCUGGAAUGGAGAGCUCUGGCGGUGGCGUGGCAGACGUGUCGCGAGGCCUGGACCCGGAUGACGUUGGCGGAGGAGCAACCGGAAGUCGAGAGGGUGUCGAAGGCGUAGUGAUAUCUGGCCAUGAAGACCGUUUCGUGCGGUUCUUCGAUGCCAAUAGUGGUGAGUACCAGUGUCUCCCUGCUAAGAUGAUCAUCUCACUGACUUUUCGACGCAGGCCAGUGCACAUACACCAUGCUCGCUCAUCCUUCCGCGAUCUCUUCGCUGUCUCUUUCGAAAGACGGCCGCGAAGCUGUCUCUGCCGGCCAUGACGCUAGCAUCCGUUUCUGGUCUCUGGAAAAGCGCAGCUGUACGCAAGACAUCAUCUCGCACCGGGCCAUGCGCGGAGAGGGCGUCUGCGACGUCUGCUGGAGCCAAGAUGGCCGGUUGGUCGUCAGCGCCGGCGGAGAUGGAGUUGUGAAGGUAUUUGCAAGAUAG